CUCCCUCCCCAUGUAUGUAUACCUGAGUCCUGGCUACUUUUUCAAUGACUAUUUUCCAGUAUUCUUCCUGGAUAGCUGAGUAGAGCUGACAAAGCAGACAACCGUUGAAAAGUAUUAUUGGACUGAAAAAAAGAGGCGGCUGCUGCGGUGACGGAGAUGGGGAAUUGCUGCUCCGACGUUGCCGGCGGACAGUCGGCGGUCGGCGGCACUGCUUCAUUUCAAGCUAAUUCUUCCAACGCUCCCAACGAUGCCGUUGAUGCUUUUCUGAACUCUCGCGGCUACAAAGGACUUUACUCUCAGAUCGAGUUGUCUCUCUCUGCUACAAACUUGCGUGAUCGGGAUAUUCUAUCCAAGAGUGAUCCUAUGGCAGUUAUUUAUACCAAACAGAAAGAUGGUUUGCUUCAAGAAUUCGGUCGUACUGAAGUUCUUUUGAACUCUUUGAGUCCCAAGUGGAUUAAAAAGUUCACUAUUACCUACCAGUUUGAGAUAGUGCAGCAUUUAGUGUUUCAUGUGUAUGAUGUCGAUACACAGUUUCACAAUAUAGAUGUAAAGAUGCUUAGGUUGGAGGAGCAGCAGUUCCUGGGCGAGGCUAAUUGCACCUUAUCUGAGAUUAUCACAAGAUCAAACAAGUCAUUGACCUUAGACCUUGUAGAUAAUCCAGGAUCUUCUGGUUCUGCUAUUCCCAAAAAGCUUGGUCAAAUCACUCUUUUGGCUGAAGAGAGUUUUGCAUCAAAGACUACAACUGAAUUGGUUCUGAGAUGUUCAGACUUGGAAUCUAAAGAUUUAUUUUCAAAAAGUGAUCCUUUCCUUAUCAUAUCAAAAGUUACAGAGAGUGCAGUGGCUGUUCCGAUCUGCAAAACUGAAGUUUUGAAAAAUGAUCAUAGUCCGAGAUGGAAGCCAGUUUUUCUAAGUAUUCAGCAAGCUGGAAGCAAGGACAGCCCAUUGAUUAUAGAGUGCUUCAACUUCAAUGGUAACGGGAAACAUGAUUUACUGGGUAAAGUUCAGAAAUCUUUAGCAGAAUUGGAGAAUUUGCAUUCUGCCGGGACAGGAUCAAAUUUGUUCCUGCCUGCUGCAUUCGGCCAAAGUCAUCCCAACAAGGUCCUAAAGAGCCAACUGUUUGUUGACAAGUUUUCUGAGAAAAUCCAGCAUACAUUCCUUGAUUACUUAGCUGGUGGUUAUGAACUGAACUUCAUGGUUGCGAUUGAUUUCACUGCUUCAAAUGGAAAUCCUCGCCUGCCUGAUUCUCUGCAUUAUAUUGACCCUUCUGGACGGCCAAAUGCGUACCAGAAAGCAAUCUUAGAGGUAGGAGAAGUAUUGCAAUUCUAUGAUUCAGACAAGCGCUUUCCUGCUUGGGGUUUUGGAGCCCGACCAAUUGAUGGCCCAGUCUCUCAUUGCUUUAACUUAAAUGGAAGCAGUAACUAUUGUGAGGUUGAAGGAAUUCAAGGAAUUCUGGCGGCAUACAUAAGUGCCCUUUAUAAUGUUUCGCUUGCUGGACCAACUUUAUUUGGACCAGUCGUUACCGCUGCUGCACAUAUUGCCAGCCAAGGCGUGACAAGCGAUCGAAGGAAGUACUUUGUUUUGUUAAUUAUCACGGAUGGAGUAAUUACAGAUCUCCAAGAAACUAUAGAUGCUUUUGUUAAGGCAUCAGAUCUACCUUUAUCCGUCCUUAUUGUUGGGGUUGGAGGAGCAGACUUUAAGGAAAUGGAGAUUUUGGAUGCAGAUAAGGAAAGACUUGAAAGUUCAACUGGCCGAGUUGCAUCGCGAGAUAUUGUUCAGUUUGUUCCAUUUCGUGAUGUACAGAGUAGAGAGAUCUCUGUUGUUCAAUCCCUUUUAGCAGAAUUACCUUCCCAAUUUUUGACGUACGUGAGAUCUAGAAAUUUAUACCCCAUUAGCUGAAUAUACCAACAAUUGUACAUACAAAUGGAUUCUCUUCAGUUACUGUGUCAAUUAGUUUCAUCUUCCAAUGCAAAUAUGCUUUUGUAUUCUGUUUAUAACAAAUUUUUUUUUUUUUUUUUGGGUUUAACCAAUGGUUGUUUCAUAAGCAAAGCAAGGGACGUUCAUUUCAUAUAAGGGCUUCUACAAUUUCAGUCUUGUCGGGAUAUGCGCAACCAACUGUGUGCUGCACAUAAUUUGUGUUCAUGAUCACAUGUGUCUAAGACAUUGCACAACCACGAGGUCGUACAGGUUUAGAUAGAUUUUCCAGGCUUUGAAUGGGUCGACGAGAAAAUUGGUGGUAGGGUGUAUUGUAUUUUAUUGGCUCGUUAGGUAUCUUCACCUUGUAAUUGGGGACCACGAGGAGAUCUUCGUGGCUGUGGGUGGAAUAAGACUACACCAGCAACAUCAACGCACCAAAGAUUGUAUAGGAAAGGAGAUUAUGCUGAAGCAAAAUGGAAUGCGACAGGGGAGAUCUACGACUUCAAGCAUUGGAGGAGCGCAUGGCUUGUAUUUGCCGCUCCUCCGUCACAUCAGAUGAACCAAAAAUGUCUUUCUGGCGGUGCUUCCGCAUUAUUGACUGGCUGAGUUCUGUUUGUUGGUUGACCAGAGUCACACCUUCCCUCCCAAAAUGCUGGAAGCCAAGAAGCACAGAAAACGUCAAUAAUUUCUAUGCAAUCAGUAGAUUAGAUUUUUUUUUUUCCUGCCUUGAAGCUAGGAUUUAGACCAUGGGGUGGACGCAAGAGAAGGGAAAACUGUUCCAGCUA
Messenger RNA from Coffea arabica (coffee), 2699 nucleotides. Its product is annotated as protein BONZAI 1. Gene Ontology annotation, biological process: cellular response to calcium ion. Gene Ontology annotation, molecular function: calcium-dependent phospholipid binding. The record is from RefSeq and is a predicted model, not a curated record. Gene Ontology annotation, cellular component: plasma membrane. NCBI's taxonomy places the organism in Eukaryota, Viridiplantae, Streptophyta, Magnoliopsida, Gentianales, Rubiaceae.